This is a messenger RNA of Limulus polyphemus (Atlantic horseshoe crab), 1771 nucleotides long. Its product is annotated as protein obstructor-E-like. Bases 40 to 1023 code for a protein of 327 amino acids. The record is from RefSeq and is a predicted model, not a curated record. Lineage: Eukaryota; Metazoa; Arthropoda; Merostomata; Xiphosura; Limulidae. Gene Ontology annotation, molecular function: chitin binding. Gene Ontology annotation, cellular component: extracellular region. The transcript is spliced from 5 exons.
GAGAAAUAAGAGGAGAAGGAUCAACAUAGAGGAACCAAGAUGAAAGUGUGCUUUAUAUUAGUGCUUCUUGUAGGAGCCGUUUUUGCCCAACAAAGGACAAGUCCACAGGGUACUAAAAAUGAUAAUGAAUAUGAGUAUUACUACGAUUACGAAUACGAUGAUGAGCCUGUGACUAACACAAGGACCACUUCAGCUCGUCAGACUCCUUCCACGCGAGUCCAGGCAGCCCCUGCAAGAGCUCAAACUCCAUCUCGUCGUCAGCAGGGUGUUACUGCUCCAUCUCCACCUCAAAAACAGCAGCCUGCUGCUCAGGGCCCUCCAAGGAGAUCUGGCCACGGGCGCAAGAAGAACGAUGUGUCGACCCCCAUUCAAACGAGUGAGGUGUUUAACUGUCCCGAAUACUACGGAUUUUUCCCCCAUCCCAGAAACUGCGACAGAUAUUGGUCAUGUGACAAUGGAACCGCCACGCUCAAGGUCUGCGGUAACGGUCUGGUGUUUGAUCCCAGUGAUAAGCUCACAGAAAAUUGUGCCUAUGCCUUUACAGUCAAUUGUGGAGACAGGGUUGAUGUUGAACCUCCAAUAAGUACCCCACAUUGCCCUCGUCUUUACGGUGUCUUCGGGGAUUCCAAGAGCUGCCGAGUGUUCUAUUCCUGUUGGAACGGCGAGGCUUCCCGCUACGAGUGCCCCCCAGGACUAGCCUACGACUCUGAUCAGAGAGUAUGUGUUUGGGCCGACAAGGUGCAUAACUGUGGUCAACAAGAGAUAGCAGAGGGUUUUGUGUGCCCAGACCCCUUUGAAAUUGCUGAACAACCAGGAGUUUACACACGUCAUGCCCAUCCAACUGAUUGUAGAUAUUUCUUCGUCUGUAUUGACGGUGAUGCCAGGUCCUAUGGAUGUAGUUUAGGAUCCGUAUUCAAUGCCAAGACCCUACAGUGUGAAGACCCUGAAUACGUAACAGGAUGCGAAAAUUAUUAUGCCGAUUUGGAUGUGGGUAAAAAGAAGCUGAAGAAAGUUCAAAGUUAAAGUAAUGAAAAUCGGCUGGAAAUGUCAUCAAAGAGAGAAUUAGAGAAAAUGGAACAUUUCAAGCCUUCUUUUCUGUUCGUUAUGAAUGAAAGACAUUUUAAAAUCCUACCUACUUUGAAUGUGUGUGGUACGAGAUGUAUUAAUAUCAAUAAUCAUGUGAAAUUACUUUUUGAUCGCACUAUUUGUCAACCUAGUAUUGGCGGAUAUCACCCAUCUACAACUGCACCAUCUGUUGACGAAUUAUAAUAAAAUAUUUUUAAAAAAGGCGGUUUAGACAAGCUGAUAUGUUAGCGAUUUGUUUUUAAUAUUGUGUUGACUAUAACAAGUUAUACUUAGUGCCUGAACAUUAUCAUCAGUUAAUGCAACGAUGAUGAGAAACGAUAAAUACUCUCUGUGCUAGUGUUUAGAAUUGCAAUAGAUAAAUUUGGAAGUAAAAAUAUCUGUUCAUUUUAUUUUUCGAACUUUAGAAUAACUAACUGAUAAUCUUGGGCACUAGAUAUAACGGCUCAAAUUUUUACCCUGGUGAUAGUGUUUUCGUUUUGUAUCUUUAUUUCCGUGCUUUCGUUUUUUUCAUCUUUUCUUAUUACGGAUAAUUUUUAACUCCAUUUUCUCUGUUUCAGUUAGCACAAGUCGUUGCAGUAAUUAUUUAAUGUUUUAACGUAUUUUACAAUAUUCAUUUUCAUUAUUUUUUAAAAACCAAAAUAGUUUACAUGAGGUUAUGUUGUCCGUAAUAAAAUCAAUAUGCUAA